This is a messenger RNA of Didymosphaeria variabile, 894 nucleotides long. RefSeq lists its product as uncharacterized. The transcript has a single exon. NCBI's taxonomy places the organism in Eukaryota, Fungi, Ascomycota, Dothideomycetes, Pleosporales, Didymosphaeriaceae. The record is from RefSeq and is a predicted model, not a curated record. Bases 1 to 894 code for a protein of 297 amino acids.
AUGACCAGCCUAGCAGCCGCCGAUCCAGUCUUCACCAAGCUAGGACCACGCAUAUCGCUCUUCAUCCCUCAAGACGCCGCGCCUGGUGAACUUGUCAUUCUCUGCACGUGGCUCGGGGCGGGCAAAAAGCACAUAGCCAAGUACGUAGCCGGGUAUCGCGAGAUUGCACCGCGCGCAAAGAUACUUCUUCUCGAAUCCAGCGUGUUCAACAUCGCCAGCCCAUACGUACGACAGUGGGUAGCCAUCAGACCGGCGGCAGAAGUGGUGCUCAGUGUACUCGACGAUUGCGCCAACGCGAACCGAUCCGGAGCGAAACCCAACAUCAUAAUUCACACCUUUUCGAACGGUGGCACCAAUUCUGCAACGCAGCUACUUAUCGUGCUCGAACGCCAGCUAGGUCAUGCCAUCCCUCUCAACGGUAUCAUAUGCGAUAGCGGCCCUGCACGCGGCACCUAUCGCAAGUCGUUCCACUCGAUGCUUCUUUCGCUGCCUAAAGGCCUCUUCUGGCGCAUUGUGGGACCCAUCAUUAUAACCUUCGUCAUUAAUGUGCUCUUUGGCUCCCAGCUCAUUGGGUGGGAGAAGCCUGAGAGGAUAUAUCGACGUACGCUGCUUGAUGCACGGUUUGUCGACUGCAGGAGGAUCUGCUACGCGUUUUCCAAGGCCGAUGAGCAUGUUGACUGGGAGGAUAUUACGAGCCACGCUGACGAGGCAAGGGCUAAGAGCUGGGAUGUCAGAGAGCUGGAGUUCCAGGGCACGCCGCACUGCAAUCACAUGUCACAGUAUAGAUCGGAGUACCUAAACGCCCUGGAGCGGGUUUGGAAGGGGUCUUCCCUGGCGCCUGGAUCGCGUGCGUUGCUUGAGCCAACAGGUUCUCGAGAGCUAGACAGGCUGUAG